Ochlerotatus camptorhynchus is the source of this 2237-nucleotide messenger RNA. It is a transcript of the gene Lac, whose product is annotated as Lachesin. Gene Ontology annotation, cellular component: neuron projection. The transcript has 2 exons. NCBI's taxonomy places the organism in Eukaryota, Metazoa, Arthropoda, Insecta, Diptera, Culicidae. The record is from RefSeq and is a predicted model, not a curated record. The coding region runs from base 342 to 1418 and encodes 358 amino acids.
UUCAGAUUCAUUAGCAGUUUGUACGUCGGCUGGAACACUUCGCUCUUUCUCUAUCCGGGUGUUCGGUAGUGUGGUGCCCGCCGUGUAUCUUCGCGAUCCGCAACCAGUCUGACUCUGUGGUUCGGUGUGCUUGUGAGACGUGUCAUAGCAGCUAUAGUUGGCUACCUCCCCAUCAAUACUUGUUUGAUUAGUUCACGACGAAUAAGAAAAAGGUAGCUGGGUGUGGUGAUUUAAGCUUAGAGAAGUUACUAAUUGGUGGUGUAAUAAGAAGUUGAUUGUGAAUUUCGGGAUUAGGAAUAACGAUUUUUAUGUGAAAGUGACCCCUGGAAAGUGAAGUGACCAUGAAUCGAUUGAAGUUGAACGCGUUCGCGUUGGUAACCGUCCUACUGCCACUUGUUUGCCUCGCCCAGAGAACGCCAUCUAUUUCGUACAUCACUCAGGAACAGAUCAAAGAUAUUGGCGGAACGGUCGAGCUCGAGUGUUCUGUACAAUAUGCCAAAGAAUAUUCCGUCCACUGGAUCAAGACCGGGCGCGAUCGGUCCGACGUAGUGUUCCUCUCAACGGGUAGUGCCCUGGUUCUGAAGGACUCCCGUUUCUCGCUCCGAUACGAUCCAUCGUCCUCCAGUUACAUCCUUCAGGUCAAGGAUAUCCAGGAAACCGACGCUGGAAUCUACCAGUGCCAGGUUGUGCUCUCGGUGACCAACAAGAUCACGGCCGACGUCGAACUACAGGUUCGUCGCCCACCCAUCAUCUCCGACAACUCCACCCAAUCGUUGGUCGCGUCGGAAGGUCAGUCCGUCCAGAUGGAAUGCUACGCCUCGGGUUAUCCGGCACCACAGAUUACCUGGCGUCGCGAGAACAACGCUAUCUUGCCAACAGGUGGCGCAAUCUACACCGGCAACGUCAUGAAGAUCAACUCCGUCCAGAAGGAGGACCGCGGAACGUACUACUGCGUCGCGGACAACGGCGUCAGCAAGGGUGACCGUCGUAACAUCAAUCUGGAGGUGGAAUUUUCCCCGGUCAUCACCGUUCCGCGUCCCCGCCUUGGUCAGGCCCUGCAGAACGAUAUGGAUCUGGAGUGCCACGUGGAAGCCUACCCGUCGCCCGCCAUCGUGUGGGUCAAGGACGAUGUCCAGCUGUCGAACAAUCAGCACUACGGCAUCUCGCUGUUUGCCACGGCGGACGAGUUCACCGAUACGACGCUGCGGGUGAUUACGAUCGAGAAACGUCAGUACGGCGAGUACUACUGCCGGGCAAUCAACAAGCUCGGCCAGGCCGAAGCCAAGGUGGAGCUGUUCGAAACGGUCAUUCCGGUGUGUCCACCGGCUUGCGGUCAGUCGUACUACGGAGGCGAUGCCAGCGCGGUGUCCGCGUCAACCGUGCUGCUAGUGGUCACCGCUUUAGCAGUGAUGUUCUAAUUCGAACUAGACCACGCCCCGCUCUAGGAUCACAACGAUAGAACGAGAGAGAUAGGAUGUUUGGGAAGGGAAACGAGCUUCUACCGCUGGUCACAUUCCAAUUAGAAUUCCCACUGACUGGUGGGUCCGUGCGACCGUCUUGAGAGAAGCUAAGAUUAUGGCAGGAUUAGAUUCUGCUGGUGUGAACAUUAAUGCAAACUGAACAUUCCAUCAGAUUUGGCCAAGUGAAAGAAAGAAAGCUUCCAAUUUCUUUUAGCGAUGAAAAAUGUAACAUAAACGAAAACAAAAAAAUUGGCAUAGGGCUAUUAAGAUAUACAAAAUAAAAACAAAUCUUUACACAGUAGAAUUAGAGUAGAACCGAUUAAGGAACACUAAAUGACGGUUUUAGUGAAGAAAUAUUUAAAGUAAACAUUUAAACUUAAUUUAAAUCAUCACCGAAAAUAAUACCAAUUAGUGAAGACAGCGGAAAGGCUGAAUGAAUCUCUUAAUUUCCGGUAAUAGCGGAACCUAGUGCCGUCCAAAUCGAAAAUGUCCAAUCAUUCCAAUUAUCAGGUGGUUUAAGCAAUCUCGUUUUUUUUUUUAUUUAGGCAUAAUCUUGUGUAAGAAAAAUGCUUGUUUUGUAGUAAGAUUUCCAGUACGGCAAUAGUUGCGUCCUCAACUAGACUUUAGAGAAAAUUAGUGCGAUGUGACGACCAGAUGAAUCAAAACGAAGACAGUCCAAAAGUCAUGUGUAUCGAGAUAGCUACUCUGAGAGGAACAUCUGACAAGAAAGUAAGGAGAAGAAGAAAAACAGUUGUAACGAAAGGUACUGUCGGAAGA